Onychostoma macrolepis is the source of this 4779-nucleotide messenger RNA. RefSeq names its product RWD domain containing 2B (gene rwdd2b). Gene Ontology annotation, molecular function: protein binding. The coding region runs from base 719 to 1585 and encodes 288 amino acids. NCBI's taxonomy places the organism in Eukaryota, Metazoa, Chordata, Actinopteri, Cypriniformes, Cyprinidae. The record is from RefSeq and is a predicted model, not a curated record. The transcript is spliced from 5 exons.
UGUUUAUGUAGAAAUUUUUGGGAAUGAGUCAUGUACCUAUCUCUCAGAUAAAACAAAUAUUAGAAUAUGUAUCAACACUUUUGAUAUUAUUUUAUUUUAUUAUAACUCUAACUCCUGUAUUCAAUAUAUUGUUAAUCUUUUUAUUAUACUUGGCAAAUAUUUUAUUCACAAUUGUAAAUUUUUGGGUAAGAACCCAGUACUGUCAAUUUUUCUGGUUGACUAUAAUUCUUAAGUUUUGUCUUUAAUGGGCAUAAUUUUUUUUUUUUUUAAAUCAUUCAAAAGUCAAAAAUUGCUUUCAAUGUUUAACCUUGUAUAAUUUCCCCCCUUUGGCUUAUGUUAUUUAUUUAUUUGUUGUCUUUUAGUUUAUUUAUUUAUUUUACUUUCUAUCUUGUAUUAUUAUUAUUUAUUUUUUUGUAUUUUGUCCUCUAUUGUUUUUGAGGUUGUGUGCAUGUUAAGUGUUUUGGCAUCAAUAGAAAUAAAAAAAGGAAAAAAAAAAGAUCCGAGGGAAAACAGCGGACUUGGCAACACAGAGUGGAGGUGACGUAUUUCCUGUUCAAGAGUGGAGCUCCACUCGCCCAUGGUCUGCAGCCAGAACCAUCUCUGUCAGUUUUCCACAAGAUAAAUGUCGAACGGCUGUGAUUGGUGCUGAAUAAGAAAUUUGUGAACUAGGAUUCCACAAGCACACUGGAUUUGAGCUUGAUACACAAAUGCUCAGAAUAUGACUUGCUCAGAGGAAGCAGAUGCACAAUUUGCAGAGAUAGAGCUGCUAUUAAGUAUGUUUCCGAGUGAAGAAGAGUUACAAGUGGAUGAGCUUUCACAUGCAGAGCUCAGAGCUUAUGUGGAGGGCACAGCUCAUAAUCCCCCCAGCAUCAGGCCCCAAUUCAGCAUCAAGCUGAAGAUGGAGAACCCUGCUGUGAGCAUUACAUUGCUGUGCACCUACCCAGCUGACUACCCAAAAGUGUUGCCAGAUAUUGCUAUCAGAUGUUCAGUGCUCACUAGAUCACAGCAGAUGAUGCUUCACUCCAACCUCAACAUCUACCUUUCUGAAAACUGCAGUGGUGAUGUGUGUAUUCUUUCAGCUGUGCAGUGGAUCAAUGACCAUGCACAAACAUAUAUCACAAAAAGUGUUCCUGUCAGCGAUCCCAAGAAGGAAGAAGUUUUGAUGCAGUCAAAAGAGAUUUUCACUAGACUUUGGAUUUAUAGCCAUCACAUCUACAAUAAGAUCAAGAGGAAGAACAUUCUGGAAUGGGCAAGUGAGCUGAACCUUUCUGGGUUCAGUAUGCCAGGAAAGCCUGGUAUUGUGUGUGUGGAGGGUCUGCAGUCUGCUUGCAAUGAGUUCUGGGCCAGGGUGAAAGUUUUAACAUGGAAGAGAAUUAUGAUUCGUCACAGAGAGGAUUUCCCUUUGGACAGCUGGACAGAGGAGAGAACUGACUCUCUCCACAAGUUCACUGGCUUUCAUGAAGCAAUUUUUGACACUCAUGGGACCAGAGGAAAUCACAUGGACCUUGGACAGCUCUAUCAGUUCCUUAGUGACAAAGGAUGUUCUAAUAUCUUUCAAAUGUACUUUGGGAUUGAGGGGAGAUAACAGUUUGUGUGCAUUAUAACAGUUUUGUGUGUGCAUUAUUUCAGUGGGGUUUUUUUUUUCUUUUUCUUUGCCUUAACUUUAGACUUAAUUUUGACAACAUAAAACCUUUUACCCACCGCGGGUAUUUUUAAGCUUUAGUAUCGCGAUACUACCGUAGUACCGGUGUAUCGUGCAACCCUAAUAUGUACUAAGCUACUGAGCUAUGCUUUGGUGCAACCUCCCAAAUUUUCUUUUUUUUAAUCAAAAUCUUUAAAAGCGAUCAAGAUGUUUUUGGGAUGCACCGAUAUGAACAUUUUGGCCGAUACCGAUAACCGAUAAUUCUUUAUAAAUGAAAGCCGAUAGCCGAUAACCGAUAUGUUGGCUGAUAAAUCUAAAUCCAAAUUUUUAUAUAAUUUUUGACAGCCUGAUUACAAAAAAAGUCUCACCAUUAAAAGCCAUUAAACACUUCAACAAAUCAAACAUAAAGCAACCUUACAAAUAAAUAAAACAAUGGUUAAAUAAUGCAAACAAGUCACUGGACAACAUUACUUAACAUUAUAUGUAAAAAAAAUAAAUAAAUAAAUUAUAUUUAUAUUAUAAAUAUAUAUUUAUAUAUUGUGCCAUGCCUAAGGUCAGAGCAGUGUGAUGGCCAGCUAGUCCCUAGACACGGUUCUAAUAACUGAGAAGAUAUUGCUGCUUCAUUUUGAAAGAUUAACUUUUUCAUUCUUUAUUGUUCAUAACCCGAGAAUGUGGCGACACAUAACCUACCUGGGGUUACACCGCCCCAUCUGCGCUUCUGAGAAGCAUGGUCACGCUAUCUACGGCUAAAAUUUUGUUGCGCGUCUACAUAGCGUUGCAUGGUAGUAAUAGCCAUGAAGCUUCGAAACCUUUGCAAAUCUUUUUUUUUUUAAGAGUGGGUCAGAUCGCUUAUCAAUCUGAAACCACAGUUAACUAAUCGAUAAUAAUAGGCUACUUAAAAAACACUUCAUAGGCACUUCUUGUUUAAUGGUAUUUAUACAUAGACAUAUUUUAAAAAUUCAUAAAAAGAUAUAAUCAAACAAUUUUCUGCAGACUCCACCAGAUUCUUGUUCUUCAUCUCCCCAUGUACCACUGUGAUGAUUUUCAUUUUGUUUUACUGCAUCAUAGUUUAAUAAUUGCAUACUAAAGUCAAGACAAAUGCUAUUUAUUACCUCACUGUAUCACAUAUUUAAAAAAUUCAUAAAAAGAUAAAAUCAAACUAUUUUCUGCAGACUCCACCAUAUUCUUGUUCUAAAUCUCCCCAAGUAAUGGUAACACUUUACAAUAAGGUUGUAUUAGUUAACGCUAGUUAAUGCAUUAGUUAACAUGAACUAAUAAUGAACAAGCAAUGAACAACUCCACUGUUCAGGUUUACUUAAUGUUUUGUUAAUGUUAAUUUAUACAUUUACUAAUGCAUCUCUUUAACAGAUUAACUAGUUAACAUUGUGGUUAAUGUAAUGCAUUAGAUAAAAUGAACUAAAAAUAACAUCUGUUCAGCAUUACUUAAUCUUUGCUCAUGUUGACUUAUUCAUAUACUAAUGCUUCUCUUCACAUUAACAACUUAAUUAGUUAACGCUGAUUAAUAUAUUAGUUAACAUGAACUAACAAUGAACUAUGCCUGUAAAUAGCUUUAUUUAAUGAUGCUACAAACAGUAUAUACACAUAAGUUUGUUUAGCAGCUAACACACACAAUGGAUAAACAAUACCAACUUGCCAUUUGGCCACUGAUGGGCUAUUGGUAAACUUGGAAACCAUCUAAACAUCAGUCUACAAACAUGAGAAACACUAUCAGUUGUUUAUUAACAUGACUAACCACUAACAAAGCAUUUAUUAAGGGAAUUUGUGAACCUUAUUGUAAAGUGUACACUAGUCCAACAUUAACCCACAAAUGUUAGUUAAACGUUAGUUAAUUACAAAACAGUCAUUAUUGAUUUUACUGGACCUUGAAUGAGUGAAAGCCAUUCACGCAUCACUUACAUUUUCAGAAACUUUAUUAUAUUAUAUUACAUAACAGUGAUAUAUAUCAGUGGCGUUCCGUCCAUAUAAACUGCGAAUGCGCCGCAUACCCAGGCCGUCUGAGAGAAUGAGUUCACGGGCUAAUGAAUAUAAACAUGAUUAUAAAUUGAUCUCUUGUCAUUUGAGAUGUGACUUAAAGCUUAAUAAAGUGUUGGGAAUAAGUAUGUAAAAUUAUUUAUUUGGGGGAAAAAAAGUCAUUUUCUGUAAAUCUACGUCAGUGAGACAGUGACGGAAGCUUCCGGGUAAGCGGAUUCUCCGCAGCUUUGGCGCCUCCGCUCUGUGGCUAUGACUCGUCAGGAUUGUAGCGCGUUCUCAGUGUUUAGCUGGCAGACGGCUGAUUUCAUGAGCGGGGUAAGCUGUCCGCGAAACGCUCGCCCAGGUGGAAAAAUGCGCUUUUGCUGCCAGAUCUCGAUUGCCGAAAAUUACAAUAUGUUUGAUGCAAAACUAACCCGACGAAAUCAUAUGAAAAAAAUAAAAAAUAAAUAAAAAUCAUAACUGUAUAUUUUCAUGCUUUCUCAAGCAAAGCAAAUUUUGAAAGUCCACUAACAUAUCUGGUCAUAGGCAUGUUGACAAUAACGCCAUCAACAUUGUCUAAGUAGUAAAUAAAUUUAAAAAAAGUUUAUAAAAAUGUAUACAAAAUUUGAAAUAAUAACAAACAUCAGGAAAAAAUAGGAAACAAUACCUUUGUUUUCUAUAUACUUGUGUCGCUUACAGUUAAAGUCCUUCUGUGAUUUUAUUGUUGUUUGCAUCGUUACUUGGCAAUAUUUUAAAUAUAUUAUUAUUAUUAUUAUUUUAUUAUUUAUUUUAUUUUAUUUAUUUUUUUUUUGUAUUUUGCAUGGUCUAUUAUUGUCAUCCGGGUGGGAGUUUUAACUCCUAUUCACUGGGAAUAAAAAAUAAAUGGGGGGGAAAAAAAAGAUUCAUUCAGUUGAUGCAGAGACUUAGACCGGGGAAAUCCCCCAUCUCCCCACGCUCUGAAUAUCACGUAUCAUAACGUAACUACGUGUAAAUGUUAUUUGGCGGUUUUUACUUGGAAAAUCAGCUGUUUUCUAGCAUUCGAAUAACUAUGGAUAAACCUGAAACCAUAGAAGAAGGAUUGGAGAUGAAUUUCUAAGGGGUCCUUAAUCUUAGCACUCAGCAUACCCGGUUAAAAAGUCACCGCUCGCCACUGAUAUAUAUAUAUA